This is a messenger RNA of Doryrhamphus excisus (bluestripe pipefish), 4828 nucleotides long. RefSeq names its product amyloid beta (A4) precursor protein-binding, family A, member 2b (gene apba2b). Gene Ontology annotation, molecular function: amyloid-beta binding; protein binding. The record is from RefSeq and is a predicted model, not a curated record. Gene Ontology annotation, cellular component: dendritic spine; cytoplasm; plasma membrane. Lineage: Eukaryota; Metazoa; Chordata; Actinopteri; Syngnathiformes; Syngnathidae. Gene Ontology annotation, biological process: chemical synaptic transmission.
AGCAUAAUGUUAUGCUGGUUCCGGGGCGGCACUACUCGGUACUGCUUUCUGUCUCCGAGUCCAGCAAAAAAAAAAAGGGGGGGAUACUCGGCCUGCCAGAACCAGCUCGCAUCGUCCUCGAAUGAAUUAUCCAUUUCCCCAGGAGCCACCAAUAACGAUGCAUGGCUUGUAAAGCACCAAACAUGGCUCAAAGGAAGCGGCCGGGGACCAGCGGAGUAAACAACAUGGCCCCUCCACCUCCCACCUCCUGUCCCACGCCUCAUCGACCGGAGUCACGCGAGUCGAAAACCCUCCCCGCUCGCCAGCGUCCAACCCGUUACCCGAAGGAAUCACACGCUCCCAAGCCGCUUCCCCGUACCUGCAAGUCCCAAUAUUCCACGGUUCGCAGCUGUCCGGAAGAGGACACGGAUGCGGAUGUAGAACUGAAGCGAUAUAGCGACGGACCAGAUGCAGAAUUACAGGACCAGAGACCUCCCACUCCGUCGACGCCUGAACUUGAGCCUGAGCAAGAACACCAAAACCGGGUGGAUGUCCGUGAUGGAGGUGACAGCCUGGAUGAUGACUCCAGCUCCGACUACAUUAACAACACUUCAGAGGAUGAGGAAGACUAUGAUGACGGACUGGCAGAGGAGGAUGAAGGCGUCACUUACUACAUCCGGUACUGCCCCGAGGACGACAGCUACAUGGAAGGUAUGGACUGCAGCAGGCAAGGAGACCGCAACCACCACCAUCACAGCCAGGAAGAACAUGUCGCUUCUAUGCAGCAAAACGAAGGCCAUCAGGAAGCUGUGGAAGAAUGGACUGAGGAUGGAGAAGGAGAAGUUAGAGAAGAGGAGUGGGUGGAAGAUAAAGAGGAGGAAAGUGCCGUCAGGGAAGAGUGGAGAGAAGAAGAAGAAGAAGGGGACCGGGAGGAGUGGAGGGAAGGAGACGAGGAGUGUGGAGAGGAGUGGACGGAGGAGGGUCCGGGUCGGCAAGACCAGCAGUGGACUGGUAGUGAGAGGCACAGAGUGGACGAGUGGGCUGAAGGUGAGGGGGAGGUACGCUGCGAGGUGGUGGAGCAAGACCCCGAUGAACAUAUAUACAAUGGCCGACCAGAACCGAUAUUGGACCAUAACCAUCACAAUCACCACCAUCACCACCAACAUCCGAUGCAGGACGACCUCCGACACGACGACGACGAUGAUGAUGAAGAAGAACAUGACGAUGCGGAGAGCGAAGACUACUGUCCAAAUGACGAAGCAUACGAGGAAGAAGACGAAAGACACGGGACGGCCUACAACGGAGACUACUACGUCCCGGAGGACAACGGUAACUCGGUGCAUGCUUCGCCAUUCCGAGGACGUAAAGUGAUGGUGGUUGAGGGGGAGACGGGUGAGGAGGCGGAGGAGGACAUUGACCAAAUAGUCGCUGAGAUCAAGAUGAGUAUGAGCAUGGGGAGUCUAAGUAGCGGUACCGACCAAAGUCCGGAGGAGCUGGCGCAGGACCCGCUCGCAGGCGACUACCCUCACGGCAAGCCCGACGACGCGGCGGCGUACCCGCCGGCUCACCACCGCCAUGACAGCAGACCCAAGUCUCUCAACCUGCCCUCCGUGCAUCAUAACAACCCGGACCUCCAGAGGGGUCUGAAGAUCCAACCGCAUUCGCCAGAAGAUCGACAGAGGUGGCAACAAGAGCAGGUGAACAACGGUGCGGAUCAGCCGAGAAAACAGCAGCGCUCCGAUCUUAACAUUCCACUGGAGAACAACAACGUACCAGACACUAGCAAAAAGGUUGCAGCAUUCCCCAGCUUUGUUGACGUACCAGGACCCUGCGAGCCAGAAGACCUGAUUGAUGGGAUCAUCUUUGCUGCUAACUACCUGGGCUCGACUCAGCUGCUGUCUGAGAGGAACCCCUCCAAGAACAUACGCAUGAUGCAGGCCCAGGAGGCAGUCAGCAGGGUUAAGAGGGUACAGAAGGCUGCCAAAAUCAAGAAAAAGGCGAGCCCGGACGGAGAAGCUCAAACCCUCACAGAGGUUGAUCUAUUCAUCUCCACGCAGAGGAUCAAAGUCCUCAAUGCAGACUCGCAGGAAACGAUGAUGGACAAUGCGCUCCGCACCAUAUCCUACAUCGCUGACAUUGGAAACAUCGUGGUGCUAAUGGCGAGACGUCGAAUGCCCCGCACAGCCUCCCAGGACUGCAUCGAAACCACCCCUGGGGCACCGGAAGCCAAGAAGCAGUACAAGAUGAUAUGCCACGUCUUUGAGUCUGAGGAUGCCCAGCUAAUCGCUCAGUCCAUCGGGCAGGCUUUUAGCGUCGCUUACCAGGAGUUCCUGAGAGCCAACGGCAUCAACCCGGAGGAUCUGAGCCAAAAGGAGUACAGCGACAUCAUCAACACGCAGGAGAUGUACAACGAUGACCUCAUUCACUUCUCCAACUCGGAAAACUGCAAAGAGCUGCAGCUGGAGAAGACUAAAGGCGAGAUCCUGGGUGUCGUGAUUGUGGAGUCUGGUUGGGGCUCCAUCCUCCCCACUGUCAUCUUAGCCAACAUGAUGAACGGCGCGCCUGCGGCACGCUCGGGCAAGCUGAGCAUCGGGGAUCAGAUCAUGUCCAUCAACAACACCAGCCUCGUCGGGCUGCCACUCGCCACCUGUCAGGGAAUCAUCAAGGGCUUAAAGAACCAGGUUCAGGUGAAAAUGAACAUCGUCAGCUGCCCUCCUGUUACGACUGUCCUCAUCAAGAGACCCGACCUCAAGUAUCAGCUGGGCUUCAGCGUGCAGAACGGCAUUAUAUGCAGUCUGAUGCGUGGCGGCAUCGCUGAGCGAGGCGGCGUCCGGGUUGGCCACCGGAUCAUCGAGAUCAACGGGCAGAGUGUGGUGGCCACGGCGCAUGAGAAGAUUGUCCAGGCACUCUCCAACUCCGUUGGCGAGAUUCACAUGAAGACGAUGCCUGCCGCCAUGUUCCGACUCCUCACGGGCCAGGAGACGCCGAUGUACAUAUGAAGCCAUGAAAGGAUCCACAAAAACAAUAACAACAACAAAAAACUGUUAUUGUACAAACCCGGAGGUGAAUGAUGAAUUGUCGCCUUUUUUUGUUUGUCCCAUCGUUAAAAAAAAAAAAAAAACAUCUCGUUUGUGCUCUCGUUUCCCCAUCAGUGACGUCAAAAAGACUUACUAUUUUUUUAUACUCAUGCACGUAAAGGCCAGAUUCCUUCCCCUUGAUUAUUUAUUUCCUGUGGACGGAGCGUCGUUGUACAUUUUUACUGAACUCUUCCGUCCCGCUGCCAAGCAGGAAGUGGUUUUUGAUGGUUUGAGGUCGAAUCCAUUGAAACCUGCUAAGCGGAUGAAUCUUAAUGUGGAUUAGUGAAUGAAACUGGUGUGUGCAGGAAGAAAUGCCAUAUAUGGGCGUAGGACCAGAGCUGUCCUAUCUAGUCUUUGAGCACAGACUGAUGACGACGCCAAUGGCGACAUUCACCAUAUAGGCCAUAUGUAGUGUAUGUUCCACUUUAUUUAACAUGGCAAUACACGCCCGCCUUGGCAGACUUUUUCCAUGGAAGUCCGCUUCCGACACUGGAAAGGGAAAAUAGAUCCCGACGGUAGGUCACGAUUGUGAGAUAAAAAGACGUGAAUAUGGAAUAAAGUUGAAUUUGUGAAUCUAAGAAAGUCAUAUAUUAGGAAAAAAAAGUCAAUAUUAGGAGCUAAAACAUUACAGUUACAGUUACAAAAAGUCAUAAUUAUGAGAUAAAACUAUAAGAUAAAGUCCAAAUUAUGAGAUAAUAAAGUUAAUAAAGUUGCAUGUAUAAUUGAGAUACAAAGUCAUAUAUAUAUACGCAUAUAUAAAAGAUAAAAACUAAGAAUUCAGAAAUUAAAAGUCACAAUUAUGAUAGAAAUUCACAAUUGAGAUAAAAAAAAAGUCAAAAAUAUGCCAUGGAAAUUCAAACUUAUGAUUAAAAAGUCAAAUUUACGACAUAAAAAAAGUCAAAAUUCUGAGAUAAAAAAAUCACAAUUGAGUUAAAAAGUCCAAAUGAUGAGGUAAUAACUCUAUAAAAGUCGCAUGUAUGAGACAAAAAGUCAACAUUCUUACAUGAAAAUGUCAAAAUUAUGAGAUUAAAAGCCAAAAUUAUGACAUAAAAAUUCACAAAAGUCAAAGUGUCUUGAUACAAAUGUCAUAAUUAUGAGAUAGAAUUCCAUAAUUGAGAUAAAAAGUCAUAUAUAUGAGGUAAAAACUAAUAAUUCUGAAAUAUAAAGCCAUAACUAUGACGUAUAAAUUCAUAAUUGAGAUUAAAAGUCAAAAAUAUGACAUGAAAAGUCAAAAUUAUGAUUAAAAAGUCACAAAAGUCAAGGUUUUUAGAUACAAAUGAUAAAAACUAAGAAAAGAUAAAAACUAAGAAUUCAGAAAUAAAAAGUCAAAAAAAAUAAAAAUAAAAUAUGCCAUGAAAAUUCAAAAUUAUGAUUAAAACGUUAUGAUUAUGAUUAAAAAGUCAAAAAGUCAAAUUUACGACAUAAAAAAGUCAAAAUUCUGAGAUAAAAAAUUAUAAUUGAGAAAAAAAAGUCACAUUUAUUAGGUAAAAUGCCAUAAAUAUGACAUAAAAAGUAAAAAUUCUAAAAUAAAACAUCAUAAAUAGGACAUGAAAAAUCGAAAUUAAUAAAUUUGAAUUCAAUAAAUUGAAAUUAAAAGUCAAAAAUAUGUCAUGAAAAGUCAAAAUUCUGAUUAAAAAGUCACAAAAGUACAGAUACAAAUGUCAUAAUUAUGAGAUAGAAUUCCAUAAUUGAGAUACAAACUCUUAUAUAUAUAUAUAUAUGUAUAUAUAUGUAUAUGUAUAUGUAUAUAUAUAUAUAUAUAUAUAUAUAUG